Messenger RNA from Colletotrichum orchidophilum, 261 nucleotides. RefSeq lists its product as uncharacterized. Bases 1 to 261 code for a protein of 86 amino acids. NCBI's taxonomy places the organism in Eukaryota, Fungi, Ascomycota, Sordariomycetes, Glomerellales, Glomerellaceae. The record is from RefSeq and is a predicted model, not a curated record. The transcript has a single exon.
AUGCCACGCGUUCUGAGUUCAUCCAAUCCGGGACCACUGAUGUCUAUCAAUCAUCUUAUCAGAUCAUCUAAUCUGAUCCCAUCGACCCCACCGUUCGGCAAAAGGAUGCAUUGCACCCCACUCCGCCCCAGUAAGAUGCGUCGCCGGCGGGAGGACGAUCACCUCGAAGGGGCCAUACAAAACACCCCCCCCCCCCUUGCUGAUGAAGAAAAAUUGAGAAAGAGAGGCAUUUUCUGUCUGUUUACAUGUACUCUGCGCUGA